Molecule: messenger RNA, 1761 nt
Organism: Zonotrichia albicollis (white-throated sparrow)
Lineage: Eukaryota; Metazoa; Chordata; Aves; Passeriformes; Passerellidae
Source: RefSeq, a predicted model, not a curated record
AUAGGUAAAAAUAAUCUUAAAGAGAUGACAAGCGAGAUGACCCUCAUAAAUAAUCACAAGUUCACCUUAGACCAAAUCAAAGAGAGCCAGGCUGUUCUUGCUGACUACAAAGGACUGAAGGGUUUGGACCGUGGCCAUUUGAGCCCCAGUGGCCAUCAGUGCGGUAAAGAGACCAAGAUUGCUACCUUCACACUCACCAACAUAGUGCCCCAGGACAGCACUCUCAACACGGGCAAGUGGAUGGCCUACGAGUGUAAAACAAUGCCCCAAAAGACUCAGGACUGUAAAACCACCUAUGUGAUCACAGGUGCUGUGCCUGGGAACACCUACGUAUCCAAUAACAGGGUGAACAGACCCAGCCACAUCUGGUCAGCUGCCUGCUGCUUGGGGAAAAAAGAGCCCAAAGAUGCUUGGGGGGCCAUUGCUGAGAACAACAAGAAUAAGGUAGAGCAGCUCAGCCUGGAAGAGCUGGAGAAGAGGUUGAGCAAUCUCUACGGUGGAAAGGUUACUCUGUUCAACAACGCCUGUUCCCAGAAAUAGGACUCACUUCCUCAAUGGAAAAGGAUCGGUGGCUUUUCCCACAUGUCACAGGAUCACAGAAUGGGUUGGUUUGGAUGGGACCUUAAAGCCUUAAACAUCAUCUCAUUCUGACCUGCCUUCCAUGGGCAGGGACACCUUCCAUUACAACAGCUUGUUCCAAGCCCUCCCCAGCCUGGCCUUGAAACCCCCAGGGAUGGGGCAGUAAAACAGCUCUGGGUAACUUUUACUCGUACCACAGCCUGCUCAAUGUAAUUUACUGCUUUAUAAUAUCCCAUCUAACCCUGCCCUCCAUCAGUGUGAAACCAUUCCCUCCUGUCCUCUCAGUCCAUACCCUUGUCCAAAGACCCUCUCCAGCCCACUUGGAGACCCAUGCGGUACUGCACUCUCAGCAGUUUCUCCAGGCUGAACAUCCCCAGCUCUCUCUCCCUCUCCCCAGAGCAGACACACUCCAGCCCUUGGAGCACCUUCAUGGCCUCCACUGGAAUCCACUCCAACAGCUUUGGAUCCUUCUUGUGCUGUGGGCCCAGAGCUGGAGGCACCACUGCAGGUGGGGUCUGAGCAGAGCAGAGUAGAGGGGGACAAAUGUCCUGGUCAGAGUCUGUGCUGCUUCCUUCUCUGGUGUGUUUCCAGCUCUGUCCCUCAGGGCACCUCCUGCUCUGCUCAAAGGCACAAAGAUGUGGGCAGAGCCUCCAGCUGCUUUGCUUUGCUGCCCACGUCAGGAGAGAGCUCUGAGGAACGAGUCCUCUCCUCCUCAGCUGUCCCCCAGAGUGUGCAGCUGACUUGUCCCUCACCUCCUUAGCCAGGCUGUGGCACCAAAGCCCAACAAUACAUGAUUCUGGACAACCUGCUCUAGCUGAUCCUGCUGCAGCCUGGAGGCUGGACUACAAGAUCCUGAGAAGCCCCUCCAAAACACAACAAUUCAGUGAUUCUGGGAUCGUGGAACUUGCUUUUGUUUGGUGGCUUUUGAAACUGCACCUUGAGAGCAGCAGCUGUUGUAUCAGACAGGCAGGCUUUGGCAUCAGAUCCAUAGAGAGCUUGGAGCAGCCAAAGCUGAAUUCCUGUGCUGCACUCCUUGGACACCUUCAUGCUCUGCUCUCCUUCUGAAGCUUUCUGCAGAUUGAUGGGAAACUGAUUUGGGGAAAUGUAUUCAAUGGUUGUCAAAGAUCAAUGUGUGCCCCAUCAUGGAGUUUGCAAGGGCUUAGAAUAAAAGGGAUUUUCUGC